Messenger RNA from Sturnus vulgaris (Common starling), 645 nucleotides. It is a transcript of the gene CREB3L4, whose product is annotated as cAMP responsive element binding protein 3 like 4. Gene Ontology annotation, cellular component: nucleus. The record is from RefSeq and is a predicted model, not a curated record. Gene Ontology annotation, biological process: regulation of transcription by RNA polymerase II. Lineage: Eukaryota; Metazoa; Chordata; Aves; Passeriformes; Sturnidae. Gene Ontology annotation, molecular function: RNA polymerase II cis-regulatory region sequence-specific DNA binding; DNA-binding transcription factor activity, RNA polymerase II-specific.
CCGCAGCUCCGGCUGACGGAGGAGGAGAAGCGGCUGCUGGCGCAGGAGGGGGUGACCCUGCCCGGGGACCUGCCCCUCACCCAGGCUGAGGAGCGGCUCCUGAAGAAGGUGCGGAGGAAGAUCCGGAAUAAGCAGUCGGCGCAGGACAGCCGGCGGAGGAAGAAGGAAUACCUGGACGGGCUGGAGAGCAGGGCGGCCGCGUGCUCCGCACUGAACCAGGAGCUGCGGAAAAAGGUCCAGGAGCUGGAGAAGAGCAACGGGUCUCUCCUGCGGCAGCUCCAGGCGCUGAUCAAGGAAACGUCCACCAAGCCCGCCCAGACCGGCACCUGUGUCCUGAUCCUGUUCCUGUCGCUGGGGCUGAUCCUGCUGCCCAACUCCAGCCCGUUCCGCCGGGGCGGCAGCCCGGACGGCCUCGGACCCACCGGAGUGAUCUCCAGGAACAUCCUGACCCGGCGGGAGCCGGAACCGGCCGCAGAAUCCCCGUUACCGGGGUGGACGUCGGGGCCAGAGCCGGGAUCCAGUGUGGAGGAUGGAGCCGGGGGGGAGCCUUGGGAUGGGAUUCCCGCCCCCCAGAGGGAUCCAGGGAGCAAUUCCUCCAGGCAGGACGUAGGGACGGGGACACGGGGACGUGGGGAUGAGAUGUGA